This is a messenger RNA of Peromyscus leucopus (white-footed mouse), 2535 nucleotides long. RefSeq names its product asparaginase (gene Aspg). Gene Ontology annotation, molecular function: asparaginase activity; protein binding. The coding region runs from base 232 to 1926 and encodes 564 amino acids. Lineage: Eukaryota; Metazoa; Chordata; Mammalia; Rodentia; Cricetidae. The record is from RefSeq and is a predicted model, not a curated record. Gene Ontology annotation, biological process: amino acid metabolic process. The transcript is spliced from 15 exons.
GUUCAGCCCAUCCCCGGCAGACAUCCUUCCUGCACUCUACAAGUGUCCCGCUCUCUACUUUGAAGGCGACUCCUCCUCCACCCCGAGGUCCAGCCCCUACCUCGGAUUUUCAGCCCGCACCAACCAGAGGAGCCCCAGGCCGCCAGUAAGCCCCACCCUGAAGGCCCCACCGUUUCCCAGUCUUGCUUUGCCCUUGGCCGGGUCCCCACUGAGGAGUCCGCUGUCCCAGACAUGGCUCGCGCUGCCGGACCUGAGCGGCGGCUGCUGGCCAUCUACACUGGCGGCACCAUCGGCAUGAGGAGCGAGGGCGGCGUGCUGCUACCCGGGAGAGGCCUGGCUGCUGUCCUGAGGACGCUCCCCAUGUUCCACGAUGAAGGGUACGCCCAGGCCCACCACCUGCCCGAGGACACGCUGGUGCUGCCCCCGGCCAGUCCUGACCAGAGGAUCCUCUACACGGUGCUGGAGUGCCAGCCACUCUUCGACUCCAGUGACAUGACCAUCACUGAGUGGGUUCAGAUUGCCCAAACCAUAGAGAGACACUACACCCAGUACCAGGGCUUUGUGGUCAUCCACGGCACGGACACCAUGGCCUUCGCCGCCUCGGUGCUUUCUUUCAUGCUGGAAAACCUGCAGAAACCUGUCAUCCUCACCGGUGCCCAGGUACCUAUCCAUGCACUGUGGAACGAUGGCCGUGAGAACCUGCUGGGAGCCCUGCUCAUGGCUGGCCAAUACAUCAUUCCUGAGGUCUGCCUGUUCUUCCAGAAUCAGCUCUUUCGGGGCAAUCGGACCACCAAGGUGGAUGCCCGGAGGUUUGCGGCCUUCUGCUCCCCCAACCUCCCGCCUCUGGCCACUGUGGGUGCAGAUGUCACAAUCAACCGCGAGCUGGUACGGAAGGCCAGCCGGAAGGACCAUCUGGUGGUGCACAGCAGUAUGGAGCGUGACGUGGGUCUGCUGCGCCUUUACCCUGGGAUUCCCGCCUCCCUGGUCCGGACCUUCCUGCAGCCCCCACUGAAGGGUGUGGUCAUGGAGACCUUCGGCUCCGGGAAUGGGCCCACCAAGCCAGACCUACUGCAGGAGCUGCGGGUGGCAUCUGAACAAGGCCUGGUCAUUGUCAACUGUACCCAUUGCCUUCAGGGGGCUGUGACUUCGGACUAUGCCUCUGGCGUGGCCAUGGCAGGAGCUGGCAUUGUCUCAGGCUUCGACAUGACGUCGGAAGCUGCCCUGGCCAAACUAUCCUAUGUGCUGGGCCAGCCAGGGUUGAGCCUGGAUGACCGGAAGAAGCUGCUGGCCAAGAAUCUUCGUGGGGAGAUGACGCUGCCCGUAACCGAUGAACACCAGUCCUCGCCGCAAGAUGGCAUGUUGGGCUGCAGGGUAUCGUGGCUGCUCAGUCUGAAUGGCGGCCAGGAGGCUGAUGCCAUGCAGGAUGUCCUCAUGUCCAGCCUGGCCCUGGCUGCAGCUCACGCUGGUGACCUAGACACUCUGCAGGCCUUUGUGGAGCAGGGCCGAGACCUCAACCUGAAGGACUGUAGUGGUCAGACCCCACUGCACGUGGCCGCACGGAGGGGCCAUGCCUCGGUGGUCACUAUGCUGCUGCAGAAGGGUGUGGAUGUGAAUGCCCACAAUGAAGAUGGCCAUAGCCCACUCCUGCUGGCUGUGAGGGGCAGGCAUCGGGGCGUCAUUGGGCUGCUGAGGGCCGCUGGGGCUUGCCUGUCUCCCCAGGAGCUGGAGGACGUUGGAACAGAGCUGUGCAGGCUGGCAUCCAGGGCGGACAGCGAAGGCCUGAGGGCAUGGUGGCAGGCUGGGGCUGACCUGGAACAGCUGGACUAUGAUGGACAUUGUGCUCUGCAAGUAGCUGAAGCAGCUGGGAAUGCGGAUGUGGUGGCCCUGCUGCAGAGCCUUAAGGACAGGGUCAGUGCCCAGCCCUAGAUCCACGAAGUCCUGGGCUGGGCUGCCGUCCCCUCAGUGAGCUCCCAUUGAUCUGCAGCUGGAUCUCGGCCCCCGGUAUCCCAGAGCCGGUUCUGCAGACAGCCUGAGGAAGUGGAGGUGGACAGAUGCGUUGUCCAGAGCCUUCCGUGGGGCUCUGGAGGAGCACAAGUCUGAUGGAGAUACAAGCUGCUGGGGGCUCCAUGCAGACCUUCACCCUCCCCAGUCAGGCUGGGUGACUGGGAGGGCCUAGGCCCCCCGGUUGACAUCCAUGCCUGUCACACUAUUUGGUGGCCCUGGAGUUUUGAGACUGGCUGGACUGCCCCCAUCUCCUGGGAAUGGCUGGACUCCAUACACAGAGCACCUGGGGGCGGGGGAGGGGGAAGCUCUGCCUCCGGACACACCCUCUGUACAUGGUCCUCUGUACCUCCUCAGCAGACCUUGCUUCCGGGAAGUCCUCCUUGGCUCCCAACCUGCCGUCCUGCCGCAGCGUGAGGUGUUCCUCAGGCACAUACCAGCCGCUUCUGCUAAACUGCUUCCCGGCCUGUUGGCACGACAAAAUCUGGGGGUCUUUGUGGAGCAGAACGUCAAUAAAGUUGUGGAGGCAGCUGC